This is a messenger RNA of Miscanthus lutarioriparius, 453 nucleotides long. Lineage: Eukaryota; Viridiplantae; Streptophyta; Magnoliopsida; Poales; Poaceae. The record is from the annotation of a GenBank genome assembly.
AUGGCCGCUUCCUCCACGUCGUCGCUCACAACGCUCCACUCCUGCUGUUUCCUCUCUUCCACUCCUUCCUCGCCCUACAUGGCGGCGCUGCCCCGACGGCGAAGGGCGGGAGCGCGGUACCCUCGCAUCCGGGCCAUUGACCUCGACCAGAACACGAUUGUGGCCAUAUCGGUGGGCGUCGUCAGCAUCGCCGUGGGAAUAGGUGUCCCUGUGUUCUACGAGACUCAAAUCGACAAUGCCGCAAAGAGGGAGAAUACACAGCCGUGCUUCCCUUGCAGUGGUUCUGGCGCGCAGGUAUGCAGGUUUUGCAGUGGAAAGGGCAUUGUUACUGUAGUACUUGGUGCAGGAGAGACUGAAGAAUCACAGUGUGUCAACUGCGAGGGCAUCGGCUCUUUGACAUGCACUACAUGCCAAGGCACUGGGAUCCAACCACGCUAUCUUGACCGCAGGUAA